This is a messenger RNA of Vanderwaltozyma polyspora DSM 70294, 459 nucleotides long. RefSeq names its product Srb7p (gene SRB7). Bases 1 to 459 code for a protein of 152 amino acids. The transcript has a single exon. The record is from RefSeq and is a predicted model, not a curated record. Gene Ontology annotation, cellular component: mediator complex. Lineage: Eukaryota; Fungi; Ascomycota; Saccharomycetes; Saccharomycetales; Saccharomycetaceae. Gene Ontology annotation, molecular function: transcription coregulator activity. Gene Ontology annotation, biological process: regulation of transcription by RNA polymerase II.
AUGACGGAUAGAUUAACACAGUUACAGAUCUGUUUAGAUCAGAUGAUGGAACAAUUUUGUGCGACUUUGAACUAUAUUGACAAGAAUCAUGAUUUUGAAACUUAUAAUGAUAAUGAACAAAAAAUGUCAGAUCGUCAUGCCACAGUUGCUCCAGCUGAUGAGUUUUCAAGUACUAUUGAUGAACUCUCUACUGAUAUUAUCCUAAAAACAAGACAGAUUAUAAAACUAAUAGACUCUUUGCCGGGUGUGGAUGUGUCAGAAGAAGAACAACUGAGAAAGAUUGAUAUUUUACAAAAAGAGUUAGUUAAAGUAGAAGAUCAAAAGAUCGAUGCUGUAAAGAAGAAAGAGAAACUGUUGCAAGAUUUGAAUAUACUGAUAUCUUAUUUCGUGACUGGAAUUUCAGAUUCAAGACAAUUGCAUAACGAGCAAACAACGCUCAUCAAGAAAGAGGAUUCAUAA